Messenger RNA from Erythranthe guttata (spotted monkey flower), 1320 nucleotides. Lineage: Eukaryota; Viridiplantae; Streptophyta; Magnoliopsida; Lamiales; Phrymaceae. The record is from RefSeq and is a predicted model, not a curated record.
AAGUCAACGCCGCAAGAAGACCAAUCAUUGCUUCUCCACUUCACUCUUCUUCUCUCUUUGUUUUCAGGUGUUGUAACAAAUGGAGGCAAAGCUGUUGGGCGGCGCCGCCGCCGCCUCCUCCGCCGUGCUCAGCCCAAGCGGCUACAAGAUUUCGAGACCCAGUUGCCCUUUUGCCCGUCAAACGUAUUACGGCCUUCGUCUUCCGAAUUUAGCAGCUCCAAAGAAUGGCAUUUUCGCAAUUAAUGGUUCCACUUCUGCCGUUGGAUCAGCAUCGGAAAAGCGAGUAGACGAAACUGACAGGUACACUCUCGAAGGUAUAAGAAGCUCGUUGAUUAGGCAAGAGGACAGCAUUAUAUUCAGUUUCGUGGAGAGAUCGCAAUUUUGUUACAAUCCCGAGACGUACGAUCCGAAUUUGAUUGACACGAAUGAUUUUCGUGGAUCUUUGGUUGAGUUCAUGGUGAGGAAAACCGAAAAGAUUCACGCAAAGGCUGGAAGAUAUAAAAGCCCGGACGAGCAUCCUUUCUUCCCGGACAACUUACCUGAACCGAUUUUGCCUCCAUUGGAGUAUCCGAAGGUUCUUCAUCGAACAGCAGAUUCGAUAAAUAUCAACGACCAAGUAUGGGACAUGUACUUUAAGAAUCUUCUUCCAAGAUUUGUCAGACAAGGUGAUGAUGGUAAUUGCGGUUCGGCCGCAAUGUACGACACGAUUUGCUUGCAGACCCUUUCGAAGAGAAUUCAUUACGGUAAAUUUGUAGCCGAGGCAAAGUUUCUCGCCGCACCUGAUGUCUAUGAAGCUGCCAUUAGAGCACAAGAUGGAGCACAAUUGAUGGAUUUGCUAACAUACCCGGAAGUGGAGAAAGCAAUUGAGAAACGGGUGGAGAUCAAAACCCGAAAUUACGGACGGGAUUUAGUGGUGAAUGGACAUGAAGAUGAUAGCACUAGUGAUCCGGUGUACAAAAUAAAUCCGAGCGUAGUUGCAGAGUUAUACGGGAAAUGGAUUAUGCCGUUAACGAAGCAAGUCCAGGUUCAGUAUUUACUCACAAGACUCGAUUAAUGCAACAAAGCUAGCUGUAGCAUUGCAACACUGAGAAUCUCAUGAUCAAGUGUGAUUUUUUUUAUUUUUUUCAUUUUGUUUAAAAAGGACAAAAUGCACUUUGCCCCUUGGAAAUUUUAGUUUUCGUACUUUUCCCCCUUGCAAAUAAAAAAAAAGAGACUCCUCUUUCAAAUAUUUGUUAUGGUUGCACUUUAGGCCGAAAUCACAAUUUUUGGCGUAUUUUUCAUUUAUUCGAUCACUUCAAGGACAUUUGAGUCAUUUUAUUA